Molecule: messenger RNA, 3264 nt
Organism: Bipolaris oryzae ATCC 44560
Lineage: Eukaryota; Fungi; Ascomycota; Dothideomycetes; Pleosporales; Pleosporaceae
Exons: 2
Coding region: 1-3264 (1087 amino acids)
Molecular function (GO): receptor serine/threonine kinase binding
Source: RefSeq, a predicted model, not a curated record
AUGGACCAGUCUUCGUCAACCCGCCCUUCGGGGAUCCCCAGGCCCGCCCCCGCCUCUCGUCUGCCCGUCCUGCGCCAGUCAGCCAGUCAGUCACAGUUGCGUGCCACCCCCUCGACCGAACAACUGCGCAAGAAGCCCUCGCUGGCCUCCAUCUCCCGCCCAACCGCCUCGACCCUGCAGAAGAAGACCUCCAGGGCCUCGCUCAUCCUCCCCAACGGUCCUCCUUCUUCAGGCCAGGCCGCCCCCUCGAUCGCCGCGCCCCCGAGUUCGACUCCAGGACGGACCCCCUACUCCUCUUCCCGCAGAGUCAGUGGCAUCCCCAACUUUGGCCAACGCCGCACCUCCACUGCCGCCUCGAGUGCUUCCUCCAACUACAGCGAUGCUUCGACCUUCAAGAAACCCCUCGCUCGGCCCGUCUCGCAACAGCCAAAGGAAUCGUCACGUCCAACUUCGUCAUCGGUUCCUGGCGGCCCGGAAGACACAUUGGGCCGGCUAGAAGGCUUCAGGUCAGCCUCAAGAGCAUCCUCGCGCGCCAGUUCACGAGCAGCACACCAUGAAAGCGACGCGGAACAUGAAGCCGCCGUUUCGGACGGCUCAGAGCAGCAACGGCCCUCGCUUUCGGAAAGAACCAUAGAGAGUCUAUCGCAACUUCCAUCUUCACCAGCGCCAAAGAAGGGAAGGCGCAGAUCCAGCUUCUUCAACGACAACAGCAUGCCACCACCGCUGCGCCCAGCGUCGGCUACGUCCAAUGGCAGCAGACCAUCGACCAGCGAUGGCUCGCAACAGACCAUCCCAGGGACUCCAAAGAGACUUGCUGUCCCGCCUACCAACAGAAUGUCCAUGACAUCUCCAGGCAAGCGGAGUGCGAGUGCCAACGUCAUUUCAUCAGCUGUAACGCCUACCAGACAAACAUCUCUUGUGCGUUCCGCGUCAACCGUUAAGAAGCAGCCACUAGCGGCAGCCCACAAUGUCCAAGACACACCCAAACCGCGUCUGAUGACCAACACCAAGAACCUCGCCGCCCGCACACCGAGAACCCGCGCAUCCCUCGGCAAUAUGUUUGCACAAGCAACCUCGCCUCCCGGUACUGCCGUAAGUUCUCCAGUCACGGGUCACGAGACCCCCGUGAAAAAGACACCAGACACCGUUCGAAGGGUCGCCAGCUCCUCAGCAGCUUUGCGGGAUCACAUUGCAAAGGCCAAGGCGGCAAAGAAGCCAGACAUUGCUCCGGCACCUGUCGAAGCAUCACCAAAGGCUGCAAGUUCCUCGAGUGCCUUGAGAGAACAGAUUGCAAAGGCCAGGGAGGCUGCCAAGCGAGCAAAGGCCGAGCCCGUUAGGAACAGUACACCCCCUUCGGAUGUCAUCAUUCCCGAUCCGGCCGAAAUUGCAACAUUUGAUUUUGGACUCAAUGACGACCCUUUCAACCAGCGCGCCAAAGGUGGUGGCUCCGUCCUGCGUCGACGUAUCGAUACUGCUCGUGGAGAUGGCCGCUUGAACAUUGCUGCAAUGGGCCUAAAGGAGAUACCAGAUGACGUACUUUCAAUGUAUACUUAUGAUCCCAACGACACAAAGGUGGCGUGGGGCGAGGUUGUAGAUCUUACUUCUAUUCUAGCUGCGGAUAAUGAGCUUGAAAUCAUCCCAGACAGCAUGUUUCCCGACGUUACUGUCGAAGACAUGAUUGACUCCGACGAGGCGGGUCCUCAGUUUGGCGGAGUCCAAAAUAUUGACUUUCACGGCAACAUGCUUCGAGAGUUGCCCAUGGGUCUGAGACGACUUACGCAGUUGUCCAAACUGAACCUUUCAAGGAAUAAGCUGUCCAUGGAGGUAUUUGACGUUAUUGCCCAAAUACCCACUCUUCGGGAAUUGAAACUAGCCGAGAACAACCUGGAAGGCCCCCUGUCACCAGCGUUGUGUGAUCUUACGGCAUUGGAGAUUCUGGAACUACAAGCAAACAAGCUGGAUAGCCUCCCUGGUGGCUUCGAGCGCUUGACUCAACUCCGUACGCUUAACGUAACCGACAACCAGCUCCGCAGCAUUCCCACCGAGGUUUUCUCUUCUGCCCUUAUCGAGCUGCACGCAUCCAAGAAUCGCCUUGAGGGUGCUUUCUUUUCUAGAAAUUCUGCAACGCAUCUGCAAGAACUGCACGUGGCUCAGAACUCCCUUACGUCGCUAUGCGAAGACGACUCAAUUGAUUUGCCCGCACUCAAAAUCUUGAAUGUCUCUAUCAAUCGACUGACCUCUCUACCUGCAGUAUCGGGUUGGAACAAUCUCAUCACUCUGCUAGUGGGAGAAAAUAAGCUCACAGCUCUGCCAGAAGGUUUUACCGCCCUUCAGCAGCUCCGUACUGCAGAUUUUACUGGCAACGACAUAACCCAGCUUGACGAAAAGAUUGCGCUCAUGGAGAGUCUUGACCACCUUACUGUGGCUGCCAAUCCCUUGCGUGAUCGAAAAUUCCUUUCCAUGGGUACUGAAGACUUGAAGCGUGACUUGGCCUCCCGGUUGCCAGCUGAUGAUCUCCCAGCCGAGGUUGAUGAAGAAUUUGUUAAUGAAGAUCCUCAAGAACCUCAAUCCAAAUGGGAACUCACUCCCUCUGGCACUUUAGAUCUAGCAGGCAAGGAUAUGGACGAGCUUGAAGUUGACGACGCUACAUCAGAAGUUCUUGUUAAUGGCCUACGUCAACUCCAACUGCAGCGCAAUAAGUUCAUUACUAUUCCGCCUGUUGUUGGGACUUUCCAACACCUCACUGUUCUUGAUCUUUCCAGGAACGCUAUUGGAGUUGCAUUGUCAGCGCCGCUCGAGCUCGCUCAACUUCGCGAUCUCCGUCUCGCUAGCAACAAGCUGACAAGCUUGACACCACUGACGGCCCACCUCACAGCACCGCACCUUGUCACCUUGGACGUUUCGAUAAAUCGGCUGAGUGGUGCUCUGCCUGCCCUUCACACCUCAUUUCCGUCGCUCACCACGCUGUUGGCAUCGGACAAUAAGAUUUCAGAGGUCUCUGCCGAAAGUCUGACGAACCUAAGGAUUGUGAACCUCGGAAACAAUGACAUUGACCGCUUGGAGCCACGUAUCGGCUUGCUCCAAGGCACUCUUACUGGCUUCGAGGUUGAAGGAAACAGGUUUAGGGUACCCAAUCGGCAAGUCCUACAAAAGGGUACAGAUGCCGUUUUGACAUGGCUUCGAGACAAGAUACCAAGGGAGAGUUGGAAGAGUACCGACAGCGCAAGUACUGAAUUCUUCGAUGCUGAUGAUGGUGGUUUUUAG